AUGAACGAUCUGGAUGAUUCGACUUUUAGGUUCUAUACAAGUCCAGAGGAUAGAAAUGAUUUGGUAAAUUAUAGAUCCUCACUGUCAAAUUUUAAUCAUGAUGAAUUUAUGCUUCAGUCCACAGCAAGACAAUCUGGCUAUGUAGUAAAUUCAUACAUACAUGGGAGAGCAGCUUCAGAAUAUAGCUGUAGUAGUGGUAGCUUUCGUGAUUUAAAUUCAAGUGCAGAACAAACCACUUUUGAGAGAUCGCUAUCUCCAGUUAACCGUACCUUGGAUACUACUACAUCUGAAGUUUCUACGAUUCCCUCUGCUAGAUCUAUUGUUGAACGUACUAGGAGGGGUAGAUCCCCAAGUCUAUCUUAUACAGUAACUACUUUGCAGGCUCAAAGAGGCAUUCAGCAAACAAUUAAAGGGUUAGUAAACAAUAACAAUAAUAUAGGCUGGAAUAAUAAUCAAUUAAUAAGUUCAAAUGAUAGAAAUCCAUUAAGCAUUUUAACUAUGAAAAGUAUUGAUUUAAAUCCGCCAUGUUUAAGUGAAGAUAAUUUUAAAAGGACCAGAGUAAUUAAUAAUGCUGUACUCAAUGGUCCUGGGGAAAAUAAAAAUUACACUAAUAAAACUGCAAGAUCUUCUCUUUGCACAUUUUUUAACUUAUGUAAUUGUUUUGGUCCUAGGGUCAAAGAUACCCAUAACUUAUAA
Messenger RNA from Cryptosporidium ubiquitum, 696 nucleotides. RefSeq lists its product as uncharacterized. The record is from RefSeq and is a predicted model, not a curated record. The coding region runs from base 1 to 696 and encodes 231 amino acids. The transcript has a single exon. Lineage: Eukaryota; Apicomplexa; Conoidasida; Eucoccidiorida; Cryptosporidiidae.